ACGAAAAUAAGGACUGCAUCGUUGUUGGAUUAGUUACAAAACCGAUUGUUACAACUAAAGAGGCUGGCCACACAAUCUUCCUCAAUAGUGGUGAAAUUAUUCCUCAGUUACGACUGCAUCAGUUGAAAUAUCCUGUUUCAUUCGGUAAAUUACCUAGCUUCUCGGAAACUAUAUCGCUGUCUCCGGACCUUCAGUCCGAAGACAACGAUGUAAUUUCCGGAGAGCUAGGUAAUUUACCGAAUGAAACAGAGGAUAAUAGCUGUAAAUAA
Molecule: messenger RNA, 269 nt
Organism: Ambispora leptoticha
Lineage: Eukaryota; Fungi; Glomeromycota; Glomeromycetes; Archaeosporales; Ambisporaceae
Source: the annotation of a GenBank genome assembly